AAUUAUUUAAGGUUUUUUAACGGUGACAGCGCAAGACUCUGUUUAAAGGGGAGGUACAACACUGAAGUUAACAGACAGGCGCCUACAAAGAGCAAGAGGCCGCUCGUUGAAAAACAUCGUCAGUGGGAUACGUUUGCAUAUGAGAAUGAGUUUAGAGGGCAGCUGCUGAGCCAGAGGUGGACACGAGGGGACAGAGUCAGCAGUUGUGAGAACAAGAGGAGUAUGAAAAUAAAGAUGAGCCAAGACACAGACGAUAAGCGGACAAGGACACGCUCAAAAGGCAUCAGAGUUCCUCUUGAGCUUGUUGGACAAGAAUACAGCUGCCCUACCCCAGGAUGCGACGGUUCAGGCCACGUCAGUGGAAAGUAUGCACGACACAGAAGUGCAUUGGGUUGCCCACUGGCUAAGAAAAGAAAAAUUCAAGAGGCAGAAGAGAAUCUAACAGCCUCUAAAAAGAAGCCCAACCCCCUUAAGCUGGCCAUGGAUGAUGGGUUCAAUGCAGACAGUGACACAAACAGUGAAACAGAAGCAAAAGAUGAGUGGGUAGAGUCUGAAGAGGACACAGCUGACAAAGAGGUGGAUGCAAAGGAAAAGACACCAACGUCAGAAGUAACGGCAGUGGAUAAUACAGAAGUUGACCAAGAAGGGAACAAGACACCUGUCAGAGACACAUCAAGUCCAGUGCGAGAGAAUGAAAGUGAGAAGGACCAAGUGAAUACUGAGGUCACGUCCAUCCAACAAAUCACCAUGGAUGCUGAGAAUGAGGAGGAGCUUCAGGUUGCCGCAGAGAUUCAGGCUCGAGAGGAAGAGGUAGAGGAGGAAGGAGAAGACAUUACAGAAGAGGAAAGAGUGACUCAGCAGCUGAAACAGACUGAAGAGCCUGUACAGACAGUAGAGGAAGACGAGGAAGAGGAAGAGGAAGAAGGAGAAGAGGAAACACAGUGUUUGAGCCAGAAGAACAACUCAGACCACCAGUACUACAGUGGAGACUUUGGCAAAGUUCAGACCAAAGAAAUUGGGGAGACAGAGAAGGACAGUGAAGAUGAUGAUGAGGAGGAGGAGCAGGAGGAGGAAGGAGAUGAGGAGGAGGAGUUGACCCCGGUAGAAACUUCCGAAUCUCUAAUGGCCCCUCUCACCACUGCUUUAGCUCAGGAAUUAGAACCACACAUGAUAACACACAGUAACAUAGAACCAGACCACCCUCUUGGUGAAGAUGAUGAUGAGGAAGAUGAUGAAGAAGAGAGAGAUGAUGCUUCGGAUAAAGCCUCACACACUGUAGUCAUCGAACUAGGCUCAGAGGGAGAGGAAGAGGAAGAAGAAGAGGAAGAUGAAGGAGAAGAGGAGGAAGCAGAUGAAGCAGAUGAUGAAGAUUUGGAUAGCAUGUCUCAUAGGUCAGAGGUGACAGAUGACUCAGAAACAUAUGACAUGACAAGGGGGAACCUGGGACUGCUGGAACAAGCCAUUGCACUAAAAGCUGAGCAGAUAGGACGCAGUUCUGAAGAGAGCCUCUCUCCUGAGCAGCAGCACUAUCACAGUCCAGAGGAGAGGAUGAGUCAGGCAAUGGACAUCACAGCUCGCAGAGGAUACUAUGGCAAAGAAGGUUCUAGAUCAGAGAAGAAGGAAAUAAAGUGCCCCACUCCAGGGUGUGAUGGGACAGGUCAUGUGACUGGACUAUACCCACACCACCGCAGCCUUUCUGGGUGCCCACACAAGGAUAGAAUCCCUCCAGAGAUCUUGGCAAUGCAUGAGAACGUACUGAAGUGUCCAACACCUGGAUGCACUGGGCAGGGACAUGUGAACAGCAACCGCAACACACAUCGCAGCCUGUCUGGCUGCCCUAUUGCUGCAGCAGGUAAACAUAAGUGUCUUGAAAAGCAGCCACAGCCUCAGACCUCUGUCGGUGAUCCAUCCACUGUUAGCUUAAACUCUGACAGAGUUCUCAGGCCGAUGUGUUUUGUGAAGCAGCUGGAGAUCCCUCAGUAUGGCAGCUACAGACCCAAUGCCAUGCCCGCCACUCCUCGGGCCAACCUGGCCAAGGAGCUUGAGAAGUAUUCCAAGGUGUCCUUUGACUAUGCAACCUUCGACGUGCAGGUGUUUGGCAAGCGCAUGCUUGCCCCCAAGAUGCCCACCAGUGAAACCUCUACUAAAGCCUUCAAAUCCAAACCAUUCCCUAAAGACUCAUCCCCUAGCCACAGCCUGUCUGGAGUUUACACUAAAAGCAGCUCCUCUUCCACCUCCAGUGGGUAUGACUAUACCCAUGAUGCCGAAGCCGCUCACAUGGCUGCCACUGCCAUUCUUAACCUGUCCACCCGCUGCUGGGAGAGACCUGAAAACCUCAGCACCAGUCAACCAGACCAGGGCAGCAAGGACACAGAGAUCGAAGUAGAUGAAAAUGGCACACUGGAUCUCAGCAUGAAGAAACCCAAGAGGGAAGGAGUCAGGUCACCAGACCCAUCCUCAUCUUCAUCAUCAUCAUCUCACCAUCACGGCGUCACCUCACCUCACUCUAGCCACACCUACCAACAAGAAGAGUGGGAGGGGCCUCUGGACUACACCAAGUCAAACCGACAGAAAGAGGAGGAGCCGGAGCAAGAUGAGGUGGAGUACACCAUACAUUCGUAUGCCUCCUCUGAUGAAGAUGAUGAAGCCACUCAGGAGAGUGUGGAGGACAGGAAGUACCCUGGUGAAGUCACAACCUCCAGCUAUAAGGUCAAGUUCCAGCCAAAGGACUGCAAGAAAGAGAUCUUGUUAUGUCCCACCCCUGGUUGUGAUGGCAGUGGACAUAUAACUGGGAACUAUGCAUCCCAUCGGAGUCUAUCUGGUUGUCCCCUUGCUGAUAAAAGUCUUCGGACCCUCAUGGCUGCCCACACUGCUGAACUCAAAUGCCCUACUCCAGGUUGUGAUGGAUCAGGCCACAUCACUGGGAACUAUGCUUCCCAUAGAAGUCUGUCUGGAUGUCCACGUGCCAAGAAGGGAGCAAUCAAAACCACCCCAACUAAGGAUGACAAGGAAGACUCUGAGCUCCUGAAGUGCCCGGUGCCAGGUUGUGACAGUCUGGGGCAUAUCAGUGGGAAAUACGCCACCCACCGCAGUGCCUAUGGGUGCCCACUGGCAGCACGCCGGCAGAAGGAGGGCAUGUUAAAUGGCACACCAUUCUCCUGGAAGGCCUUUAAGUCUGAGGGCCCAACCUGCCCCACGCCAGGAUGUGAUGGAUCAGGACAUGCCAAUGGCAGCUUCCUCACUCAUCGCAGUCUAUCAGGUUGCCCUAGAGCUUCAGCUAACAAGAAGCGAGCUAGGUUCCCAGGAGAUGAUUACAUCAGCAAGAAAUUUAGGGCAAGUGAUGUUCUCGACAAUGAUGAAGAGAUAAAACAGCUGAACAAAGAGAUCAAUGAGCUGAAUGAAUCCAACUCUGAAAUGGAGGCAGACAUGGCCAACCUCCACACACAGAUCUCAUCCAUGGAGAAGAACCUCAAGAGCAUAGAGGAAGAGAAUAAGCUCAUAGAGGAGAAGAAUGAGGCUCUGUUCAUGGAACUGUCAGGCUUGAGCCAAACUCUUAUCCGCAGCCUUGCCAACAUCCGUCUACCACAGAUGCAAGAGCCAAUCACCGAACAGAAUUUUGACACCUAUGUGGACACGCUGACCCACAUGUUCACCGAUAAAGAGUGCUAUCAGAACCCAGAGAACCGGGCCCUGCUGGAGUCGAUCAACCAGGCUGUCAAGGGCAUUGAGGUGUGAGCAGAGGAGAGGCAGCUGUAAGACACUGUGGGUUGAAUAACCAGACCAACAAUGUUAAAAUACUGUAUAAGGACAUUCAGGUUUUGCAUGUGGCUCCCUCUACAAUGAGAAUGACCACAAGACCCGUGGAAUUCAGAAAAAAAGGACCAAAUUCAGAACCCAAAUUAUGCUGCUUAGCAAUUUUGAUGAGAUCUAAGAUCCUUCGCUUCUUAAACCAAGCUGACUCUUCGUCUUUCGGGGUAUUUUUUGGAGUAAAUCAUUUGUUACUGUUUUAUAGAGCAACUCUCACCGACACUGAUCUGCCUUUCUUACUUCCCUCAGUGCAUGGAGGUUGCCGUGAACAAUAAGUCAUGAGAUUGUUGUGUGUUUGUGAGGGUAAGUCUUAUGUGUGUAUGCGUAAAAGAGUGUUUUAUUUCUAAUGUCUGAAGGUGAAUUCACGAUUAGUGACCGCCCUAUACAAAAUAUGAAUAUUAUGCAGCAGUGCUCCAUUUGAAUCCUGUAUGAUAAUGUUGUCUCAUAUUUGGUGUAAAAGUGCUCCUAUUCCAUUCAGUAAUAUUUAACGUAUUUGAGAACAUAGAUAUUGCACUUCCAUGAAUAGUUUGUAGUUCCAUUGUCAUGUUAUUAUUGUAAUUAUUAUUAUUAUUAUUAUUAUGGCUAUUUAAAUUGGGUCCUUGAAAUGUAAGUUUAAUUUAUUAUUUAUUCUAUUCAUGUUAAGGUUUAUUUUGUUUAUUUAUUAAUCAGUUUAUUUUGUUUAUUUAUUAAUCAGUGUCUAUUUAUGGACUUAAUUUAUUUAUAAAACAAUAUAUACACAGCUUUUAAACAGUUAUUAAGAGGAGUGACGUUGCCCUCUGUGUUGUGAUAGAGGCAAUAUUUUAAGAAUAUUAAUAGCAAAUUGUUUUAUAAACCUUCCUAUUUAUUUUAAAGACAGAGAUUUAUAAUCUCUUUUUUUAAGUGCAAAUAUUUUCUACCUAACAAUAUUUUAUAUUGAUUUUUAAUAUUCUCCUUUAUUUAAUGAGUUCUGUUUUCCAUAAAAGUAUUUUGACACCCUCCAGAGUGAAGUGGGUUGAACAGAUAUGAUGUAUUUAUUGUUAUUUACUUAGUAUUUAAGAACAAAUUGAAUGGAGAGCUUGUUGCAUAUUUAUUUUAUUUAAAUGUCUCUGUGUUAGUGAUUGCUGCAUA
Molecule: messenger RNA, 4914 nt
Organism: Xyrauchen texanus (razorback sucker)
Lineage: Eukaryota; Metazoa; Chordata; Actinopteri; Cypriniformes; Catostomidae
Product: myelin transcription factor 1-like
Exons: 23
Coding region: 223-3735 (1170 amino acids)
Biological process (GO): regulation of transcription by RNA polymerase II
Cellular component (GO): nucleus
Molecular function (GO): zinc ion binding; RNA polymerase II cis-regulatory region sequence-specific DNA binding; DNA-binding transcription factor activity, RNA polymerase II-specific
Source: RefSeq, a predicted model, not a curated record